AUGAGCACAUCGUUGGUGACAAUUGCCAAUACACUUUCUUCGGAAUGCACGUAUUAUGCCGGUGACCCGGACCUCUUGAAGAGUGAGCGAUAUGCGGAACGCAUCUCUAAAAUGCUGCAGUCAGAGAAGGCAGACCUUCUUGCCGCACGCGUCGCCAUUCACGCUCAGCUGCGGGAUGCCUUCAAGGACGACAGUGUACAGAAGCUGUUGAAGCCAUAUCUUCGUGAAGAUGAAAACUUCCAGACGUUGAUUGAAGACGCCAAGAGUCGCGCCAAAUUCUUCUCGCGGAAACAGCAGGAGCUGCAGGCAGCUGUGAUGGCAAGUGAGGAACAGGUGGCGCUGCGAGAAGCACAUCGCGAGUUGGCCGCAUGGGAGCGUGAGAACGCGGUACUCUUACGGCACCAAAUGUUCAUGUCCUACAAACCCGCCAUGUCACUUCUUCUUGAGAGCGCCGCUACUGUGGCCUUGUACCGUCAGUACGCCGCCCUUGAGGACGGGGGUGACACGAGUGAAAGCAGCAGCGGAGAGGUUCCUGAGCAGCUGGUAAAAAUGGGUGGCGUGCCACUUUUCACCACACAAGCCCCGAACAAGGAGUUUGAGGUGGAUGAGCACACAAAGAUGUUUUCCCAGCAGGUACUGCAGAACAAGCGGGUAGAGUAUGAGGAGAAACGGGCGUUGGUGGUGAAACAACGAAAACGCCUGGAGGAUUGUCCUUCCCUGCAACGCCUACAUGACUUUAUUAACACUCGUAACGAUAUUUUUCGUAAAUAUGGUAUUGACCUGCUUGUAUCCCUCCGUGUACGCCGGGACAAGGCACUUGCCGAGCCAUUUGAAGGGGGCGAGGAUGCAACCGUGUCUGGAUUGCCCCAUACAAACGAGAUUAUGAAAAGCCGCCGUGUGGCACAAUAUUCACUCGCCAAGAUUGUAGAGCAGUGUCAUCAGAAUUAUCUCAGCAUCCUCAUCACGGAGGAUCUGGAUGCCUUGAUGCGGAGUACAGGUCUUGAAAAUCGUGAGGCGCUACAGGGCCUGAAGCCUUUGAAGGAUAUGGAGACAUUCCGCUACUGGUUACUGGCAAGCAUCACCGCGGAUACGCCGCAGAUUGGACCAAAUAAGCUUGUAGGAAAAAAUCCCACUCCCGUCGAUGAGUACAAGAAGCUUUGGCAACCGCAAAAGUCCAGUUAUGUACCCUCAUUGAAUACAUCUCACAGACAGCAGUUUAAAAUUAUGGCGGAGCGACGUGGAUUUCCCCACAUUAUCAUCCUUUCCCCCGUUACCUACACCUACAUGCAAAACAAUGAUCCCAAAACGAUUAUGAAAGGGGAACUGGACUUGAUGGUAUAUGACCAGACCAACGAAAAGGUCCUAUUGAUGAUUGCCAAUUCGAAGGAUGAACGUCGUCCACGGGGUGCUUUCCUUCUUGGGCAGGAAGAACGAUAUCGUUUUGCCGCCGUGAUUCGUGCUGCCAUUGCAAAUGAUAAUGAGUUAUUUGACUUUCAGUGUCAAGGGACGCUAGCGGAGUACUUUUUUGAUACGGAAGCCGGAUCUGAGGAAAAUUAUUACUGCAUUAUGGCCCCGUUUAAGGUCUCUCAGAAGGUUUCACCCGUUAUUCACGUGCCCGUGUCUGCUCUGCGUCCCUUCGCCACCUGUCCGCCACGUUACUUUCUUCUGGGUUCAAACUGGGGCGCCAGCUCGGGCAAUGCGAAGAAUCCAUAUGCCAUUUCCCAUGUUCACUCGGAGUUAAAUGAGGACGCCAUUGUUCUGCAACAAAAUAUCUCCGAGGGGUUCAUCCAAAAAAAUGUGAUGCCGCACCUUAUUACGCGCAGUGAGGGAAUUGAGAUUAUGAAACGGGAACGGGACCAGAGGGCACGUGAGCAACGCGAGUCCAUGUCUGCACGAUCGGGGACACUUUUAUCCUCCGCACGUGGCACCCGCUCGUUGGGGCAGACCCCACGCGACAGUGCUCGUACCCCGCGUCACACGACGACAUACCCCAGUGAUGUCGCCUCCGCUUCGUUGGAGGAGGCUGAGAAGGAGGACGGCAUUCUUCCCGAAGAGGAAGACCCACUCGCCCCUGAACUCCCGGGAGAUGUGUUGCGACCUGUGAGAGAGGCAUUGCUGAACAGGCGCUUCUUGCAACCUGGAUAUCUUCAGCGCCGCUUGAAGGACCAGGAGAUCAAGAAGCUGCCGGCGGUGAAGGACGGCCGACUGCGCACCCCACUCAUGGUGUUUCAUGAAAUAAUGAAGGUAAAACACGGAGAGGAGGAACUGCCUCUCAGUCAACCACAAAGUGCACGUGGCCGAUUGAACAGCAUCAGCGGCAAUAACAAUAAUAAUAGUAACAACGGCAACAAAGGCAGCCCGAGAACCGCCGUGCGCAAUUCCCUUAGUGUCCCUUGA
Molecule: messenger RNA, 2397 nt
Organism: Trypanosoma cruzi
Lineage: Eukaryota; Euglenozoa; Kinetoplastea; Trypanosomatida; Trypanosomatidae
Exons: 1
Coding region: 1-2397 (798 amino acids)
Source: RefSeq, a predicted model, not a curated record